This is a messenger RNA of Vigna radiata var. radiata (mung bean), 1508 nucleotides long. RefSeq names its product aluminum-activated malate transporter 14. Gene Ontology annotation, cellular component: plant-type vacuole membrane. The record is from RefSeq and is a predicted model, not a curated record. Lineage: Eukaryota; Viridiplantae; Streptophyta; Magnoliopsida; Fabales; Fabaceae. The coding region runs from base 44 to 1387 and encodes 447 amino acids. The transcript is spliced from 6 exons. Gene Ontology annotation, biological process: malate transport.
UCGUAGAGAGAAAAGGGAAAGGAAUCGAGAGAGUGAAGACAAAAUGGAAUCAACUCACGUAAUAGCCAUUACAAAUAGAGAAGAAGAUAAUUUCCCACAUACAACCAAAGAGAACAAAACAUUCCAAUUUUCCUAUCUUGGGAAAAAUGAAGUCCACUGUGUUUCCAUUGCUUUCAAUGCCAGACACAAGCAGAUGCAGAGAGACCAAGACACCAGGAAGAUGAUUCACUGCAUCAAAGUAGGAAUCUCCUUGGUUUUGGUUUCACUUCUGUACCUCUUGAACCCUGUCUUUAAGCAACUUGGAGAAAAUGCAAUGUGGGCUAUCAUGACAGUUGUGGUCAUGUUUGAAUUCUCUGCAGGGGCCACACUAGGAAAGGGCUUCAACCGUGGACUGGGAACUAUUGUAGGAGGAGGACUAGGUUGCUUAGCAGCACUUUUUGCACAAAGCAUUGGGAUUGGCAGGGUUGGCAACUACAUCAUAAUAGCUGCUUCUGUAUUUAUAUUGGGAUCAUUUGCCACAUAUCUUCGACUGAUUCCAAGCAUAAAGAAAAGAUACGAUUAUGGAGUGAUGAUAUUCUUGCUGACUUUCAAUCUAGUUGUGGUUUCUGUCACACGCGUGAAUGUGAAAGUGUGGGAAUUAGCCGGUGAACGUCUCUUGAAUAUACUGAUGGGCCUCAUUGUAUGCGUCUGUGUGAACUUGCUCGUCUUUCCUUUGUGGGCAAGUGAUGAACUUCACGAUUCCAUCGUCUCCAGAUUCCUUGACCUUGCCAAUACAAUUCAAGGUUGUUUAGGCGAAUGUACCAAAAUGAUUAACGAAAAGGAAAAUCAACCCUGUGCUAGCUUCAACGUUUGCAAGUCAGUGUUGAACUCCAAGUCAAAGGAUGAAUCAUUGGCAAAUUUCGCAAACUGGGAACCCUGGCAUGGAAAAUUUGGAUUUUCCUACCCUUGGGAAAGGUACUUAAAGAUUGGGGAGAUUCUUCGCGAACUGGCUGCAUUUAUUCUUGCAAUGCGUCGUUGCCUCGAAGCAUCAAAAGAGCCCAUGGCCACAUUGAGAGAAUCACAAUGGGUCUAUUUAGAAACAUGCGAAGCACUUGAGUCAAAGGUUGCGUGCGUUCUGCAAGAACUUGGAGACAGCAUGAAGCAAAUGAUGAAAUGUAAUGCAAAGGGUUGUGUUUCGGAGCAGCUGAAAGCCGCCAGAGAAGAUUUAAGCUUCAUAAUUUCCACGUUCAAAAUGGCACAACUUGAGGAUGAUCAAGUGCUAGCCAUUGCUAGCUUCGUCUUCUUGCACAUGGAAGUGAUACAGAAGGUUGAGGAACUGGUGAAAGAGGUGGAAGAACUUGGAGAAAUCGCAGGUUUUCGCACCCCAAUAACUGCAUUGUCUUCGUAGACCCCAUAUUUUAACAGUGAUUUAUCUAUCUAUCUAUGUAUGUAUAUAAACCAUUCCCGAUUUUAGGUCAUAGAUUAUUAUUACAAAUAUGUGUUCUCUUGGUGCCAAAGAAACACAUGAA